GGGCUUGAGGUGGGGAGGACCCUCCCGGGGUUCUUAAAGGGCCAGCGCUAAGGAAGGAAGCUGCUGCAGCUACAAGAUGAGUGAAUCCCUAGUGGUUUGUGAUGUUGCUGAAGACCUUAUAGAGAAGCUGAGAAAAUUUCGUUUUCGUAAAGACACGAACAAUGCAGCCAUUAUCAUGAAGAUUGACAAAGAGAAACAGCUGGUGGUUCUGGAUGAAGAACACGAGGGCAUAUCUCCAGAUGAACUAAAAGAUGAACUUCCAGAAAGACAACCUCGAUUCAUUGUCUAUAGCUACAAGUACCAGCAUGAUGAUGGGCGAGUCUCUUACCCACUCUGCUUUAUCUUCUCAAGUCCGGUUGGGUGUAAGCCUGAGCAACAGAUGAUGUAUGCUGGCAGCAAAAAUAAAUUAGUACAAACAGCAGAACUCACAAAGGUAAAACUGAAACAAAUCUUGGAUGCAUUUGUUGUGUAGUUGAUGUAUUCCCUCUUGCCCCUAAAGAGUCUGUCAAUUCAAUUCUGAUAUUUGCAGGAUGUGCAUAAUCUGGUAUUUACCAAAUUUGGUAAUCUGAACUUUGUAGCAUGUACUAUAUAAUCUUUCUGGUAUCGCUUUUCUACAGGAGGGCUUCAUAUGCAGCUCUAUGCUCAUUAGAGAUUUGGCUGGUGAAUGUUGAUCUUUAACUAUGCAAAUUGAUAUUUUAUUUGGCUUCCUGUAGCCAUAGGUGGCAAAUAAUGGUUCUGGGAUGCAAGUAGCCCAAUGUCCUUGGAGUGCUCUCUGAGCAAAAACAUUGAUCUAGAGCAGGGGUGUCAAGCUCACGUUGUCAUGGUGGCAUCACGUGACAUAUUGGGAUUUCCUUUGCUAAACUGGGUGUGGGCGUGGCCAGUGCGUGAUGCAUCUGGUCCGUGGGCUGAGAGUUUCACGGACCUGAUCUAGAGAACAGAGAAAUCAUAAAAUAACUACAACUGUUUCAUUCACCCUUCCUUUCCAGCUGUGUGUUUCUUUUUCUGCUUCAGGAACAUGGUGUAUCCCAACAGAGAUUUUGUGGGCAACUUAGUGCAUUCCUUCUUUCCUGGGCUAUUGCUCCUUCAAGAGGCUGAUGCACAUUCAAAGUAUUUUUGAGCGCCAGCUUUCAGUAUAGUAUAGUGCAAUAUUAAUAGAAUAUUUCAGUUUUCAGUUCAAAUUGCACAGAAUUUGAAGGAUGUUUUAUAGUUUUCUUAUGUAUAAUGUACACUGAAGAUGGCAUUUAAUUGCAAUGACAACAACAACAACAA
Thamnophis sirtalis is the source of this 1269-nucleotide messenger RNA. Lineage: Eukaryota; Metazoa; Chordata; Lepidosauria; Squamata; Natricidae. The record is from RefSeq and is a predicted model, not a curated record.